Striga hermonthica is the source of this 717-nucleotide messenger RNA. NCBI's taxonomy places the organism in Eukaryota, Viridiplantae, Streptophyta, Magnoliopsida, Lamiales, Orobanchaceae. The record is from the annotation of a GenBank genome assembly.
AUGGCAACUUCAAAUGUUGGUGGAGACAAAUACAGAUCGUUCUUAACUCCAGAGGAGCUGAAGACCACGCAAUGGCGAGCCGGCCCGCCUAAUUACGACGCGGUUAAUAAGCUCUUUGAAGAUGGUAGAACCAAGGUGUGGGAAGCUGGAUCAUUAGAAGAAUAUGUGCAGAAUCUAAUCAAGACAUGGGAAAUGGAGAUAGUCCAUAAGGCCAACCCACAAGAUUGCAAAACAUUUGAUCCGAAAAACUUCGUAAUCGGCAUCAAUGGUAAAAGGUACUACACAUUGGAAGAAGUUGGGAAGAUCGGUGGAAGUUACCAAAUCUUUCUCCAAACUUCGUUGCCACCGGUGUUGAGACUGUACAACCCGGACAACGAGACGUACGACUCGUCUCAGACGGCAUUUAAGCAAGUUUUUCCACGUGGAUUUGCUGUCGAGAUUCUUGAGGUCUACUCGGGCCCACCGGUGAUCGCGUACAAGUUCAGGCACUGGGGAUAUUUCGAAGGGUCCUUCAAGGGCCAUGCUCCGACCGGGGAAUUGGUUGAGUUGUUCGGCACGUCGAUUGUUGAGAUGAAUGAAGAGAAGAAGAUAGUGAAGGUUGAGUUUUUUUAUGACCGUGGGGAAUUGUUGGCUGGUCUAAUUAAGGGAAAAAGAACUUCAGAGGACCAUGCAGGGGAUGAUGAGGCUAACCCAUCAGGCUGCCCUUUCAUGGCUUAG